UUUGUGCGAAGCGCCUGGGGCUUUUAUUACAUCGCUAAAUCAUUUUUUGGCAAAUAAUUUUACAAAUUAUAAGUUUUCAUAUUUGGGCAUGACUUUGAAUCCCUAUUAUGGUGGUAAUAAUUUGAAAGAAAUGAUUUCACAAGAUCGAUUUAUUCUUAAUAAAUUUGAGCAUUGGUAUUUUGGGGAAGAUGAUACUGGUGAUAUUAAGAAUUUUGAUAAUUAUCUUGGUUUAAUAUCACAUUGUAAAUCUAAAUUUGAAUCUGAGGUGAAUUUAGUAACUGCUGAUGGCAGUGUAAAUUGUAUGGAUGAUCCUGGAAAUCAAGAAAAUAUUGUAUGGCAUUUGAUUUUCUGUGAAACUAUUUCAGCAUUAACAAUUUUAAAAAAGGGUGGAAAUUUCGUGUUAAAAAUAUUUACAAUAUUUGAAAAUAAUUCAAUAGCAUUAUUAAUAUUGUUAAACGAAUGUUUUGAACGUGUUACCGUUUUCAAACCGUGUACCUCAAAAGCUGGAAAUUCAGAAUUAUACAUCACAUGUAUCGAAAUGGAUCUAGUGAAAAAUUUUAUGAAUACAUCACGACCAGUAAUAUUAAUUACGAACAAAUAUAUGAAUAAUAUUGUAGCUCCUAUUAAAAUUUUAGGUCACAUAAUCGCAUGA
Messenger RNA from Chrysoperla carnea, 652 nucleotides. It is a transcript of the gene aft, whose product is annotated as cap-specific mRNA (nucleoside-2'-O-)-methyltransferase 2. Gene Ontology annotation, cellular component: nucleus; cytoplasm. The coding region runs from base 89 to 652 and encodes 187 amino acids. The transcript has 6 exons. Gene Ontology annotation, molecular function: methyltransferase cap1 activity. NCBI's taxonomy places the organism in Eukaryota, Metazoa, Arthropoda, Insecta, Neuroptera, Chrysopidae. Gene Ontology annotation, biological process: 7-methylguanosine mRNA capping. The record is from RefSeq and is a predicted model, not a curated record.